CCCGAACUCCGCCUGCCUCCCUUCUCCUCGCGGCUUUCCGCGUCCUCGCCGGGAGGGCACGAUGCGGCUGGGCCCAAGGCCCGGGGCUCUGGGACUGCUCCUGCUGCUGCUGCUGUACGCCGCGGUGGCCGGCGCCAGCAAGGCGGAGGAGCUGCAUUACCCGCAGGGCGAGCACCGGGCGGACUACGACCGCGAGGCGCUGCUCGGCGUCCAGGAAGACGUCGAUGAGUAUGUUAAACUUGGCCACGAAGAGCAGCAAAGACGGCUGCAGUCGAUCAUAAAGAAAAUUGACUCGGACUCUGAUGGCUUUCUCACUGAAAGUGAACUCAGUCAGUGGAUUCAGAUGUCUUUUAAGCAUUAUGCUAUGCAAGAGGCCAAGCAGCAGUUUGUUGAGUAUGAUAAGAACAGUGACGGCAUUGUGACAUGGGAUGAGUACAACAUUCAGAUGUAUGACCGCGUGAUUGACUUUGAUGAGAACACUGCUCUGGAUGACACAGAGGAAGAGUCUUUCAGGCAGCUUCAUUUAAAGGAUAAGAAGCGAUUUGAAAAAGCUAACCAGGGUUCCGGCCCUGGACUGACUCUGGAGGGGUUCAUUGCGUUUGAGCACCCUGAAGAAGUUGACUAUAUGACGGAGUUCGUCAUUCAAGAGGCUUUAGAAGAACAUGACAAAAAUGGUGAUGGGUUUGUUAGUUUGGAAGAAUUUCUUGGCGAUUACAGGAGAGAUCCAACUGCAAAUGAAGAUCCAGAAUGGAUACUUGUUGAGAAGGACAGAUUCGUAAAUGACUAUGACAAGGAUAAUGAUGGCCGGCUUGAUCCCCAAGAGCUGUUGUCAUGGGUAGUGCCUAAUAAUCAGGGCAUUGCCCAAGAGGAAGCUCUUCAUCUAAUUGAUGAGAUGGAUUUGAACAGUGACAGAAAGCUCUCUGAGGAAGAGAUCCUGGAAAACCAAGACUUGUUCCUUACGAGCGAAGCCACGGAUUACGGCAGACAGCUCCAUGACGACUACUUCUACCAUGACGAGCUUUAGCUGCUGAGCGCGCCCAGGGGC
This is a messenger RNA of Acomys russatus (golden spiny mouse), 1045 nucleotides long. It is a transcript of the gene Rcn2, whose product is annotated as reticulocalbin 2. Lineage: Eukaryota; Metazoa; Chordata; Mammalia; Rodentia; Muridae. Gene Ontology annotation, cellular component: endoplasmic reticulum. The coding region runs from base 62 to 1024 and encodes 320 amino acids. The record is from RefSeq and is a predicted model, not a curated record. The transcript has 7 exons. Gene Ontology annotation, molecular function: calcium ion binding.